AUGUCAGGUCUGUAUAAUCCCAACUUUUCACCUGCAAGAGCUGUUUCUCCACAGAUUAGAAAUACCCCAGAUAUCGACAGUGGUCAGUACUUGUCGGAGCUCUUGGCUGAGCAUCAAAAGCUUGGACCUUUCGUGCAAGUUCUUCCAAUAUGCAGCAGACUCUUGAAUCAAGAGAUUUUACGGGUUUCUGGAAUGAUGCCAAACCAAGGUUUUGGUGAACUUGAUAGACUGCGGCACAGGAGCCCCAGUCCGAUGGCAUCUUCAAACCUUAUGUCUAAUGUUGCUGGAACAGGAUUAGGUGGCUGGAAUGGACUUCCUCAGGAGGAUUCCUAUGGUUCCUUCUACUGCUCUUUUGGUGACGACAUCCUCGGAUUCUUUUUCGAUGAGAUCAACCGGAUAGGCGAGGUGAAAAACUCUGGUGCACCCUUCAAUGGCUGCAGUGAAACUGUUGGUUCAUCAAGGUUUGCAUUGAAAAUAUGGAGCUUUUCUGAUGCUCCUGGUAGGAUUGUUAGGUACUGA
This is a messenger RNA of Ilex paraguariensis (yerba mate), 519 nucleotides long. Lineage: Eukaryota; Viridiplantae; Streptophyta; Magnoliopsida; Aquifoliales; Aquifoliaceae. The record is from the annotation of a GenBank genome assembly.